This is a messenger RNA of Amoebophrya sp. A120, 3210 nucleotides long. The record is from the annotation of a GenBank genome assembly. NCBI's taxonomy places the organism in Eukaryota, Dinophyceae, Syndiniales, Amoebophryaceae.
UAUAAUUGUGUGUGCUGAUGAACGUAAGGAAGCAGUGGCUGCAGACACUUUAUCUUUGUUUAACUUUACAAACUGACCAUCCCACCAAGAACACUGGCUGGAGGUGACAAGAACGACACCAAGAUGCAACCCUCCUCCUUCCCGCUUCUUUUCGUCUGUGGUGGCGGCGUCAUCCUGUAUUGGCAGCGCUCCGUCACUACGCAUUGCAAACCUUCGUGCGUGGUAUAAAUCGCAUGGAAAAUAAUUUACUCAGCAUGAAAAACGAGACUUGUGAUGCUGAUUUACCUUAAGAAUGGGAUUCGUAUUUAUAAUUAGAUGAACGUGCCUACGAUUACUACGUACGAGCACAACACUUUUGCAAUGCAUAGCCACCGCAAUUCUCAUGGUCAAGGGCCUGGCGCAGGAGUUCCAGCUGACAAAACAAGACCAGUCGGAAAUCCUCUCCGCUUUUUUCAUCGGCUAUCUAAUCUCCGGCGCGAUCGUUGCAGUCGUUUUGACCCGGAUUCUUCAGCGUUUCAAGCCAGAGCACGUCUGUUGCGCUAGCAUUUUGCUCUCUUCGGUUUGCACCUUGGGGCUGGCUGCAGAUCAUAACUCAGUGGGGGUCUAUUUGGAGUAUCUCUUACAGCUGUCGGGAGUUGGGUUGGAUUACGGAAGAAGAGACGGCACCGACACCAGUGCCACCGGAUCGAUCACACUUCAGGACGAGGACCAUAGUACAAUGCAUUCUCGUCCGAUAUUAAAUGCGCACGAGCUGCUACCACCCCCGUCGUCGCGAACUACGCCUUUGAAUGACUUGAACGGCGACAAAACUACCGAAAAUCUUCAUAGCCAUCACAUCAAAACACAGCUCUACUUUCUCCGCUUCCUCUCCGGCUUGUGCCAAGCGUUUUUUCUCCCUGCCUGCUUUGCCUUCUACCAAGAACAGCUACACCACUGCGCGAAGCGGAAAACGGAGGGCGUGGGGCGGUUAUCGGCUUGCGCAAACAUCGCGGUGGCGAGCGUGUAUUUCUUCGGCGCAGAAAUGAAGGACGAAGAGUGGCGGAAAACGGUCGUGAUGUCGGGGCUGGUGCUGCCGCUGCCGUGGUUUUUCACUUUUCUUCUUCUGCCGAGAAUUUUGAGUGCGAAACUGGUGGGCGAUCUUGUCGGAAAUGUGCUUCCGAGUAUGGUGAAAUUCGCAGCGCAGUCGGAGCUGCGUGGGAUCAAUCCGGCCCCGCAAGAGCUGGAAGUCGAACUGGAAGCGCUGAAAACGUUGAGGCAAGACGAGUCGGCGCCCGGAACACCGUCGGAGGAUCAAGACGGUGACGAGUCAACAUCGGCCGACGGAGCAGGAAAGCACACAGAGGAUGGCUGUGCUAGAAGUUCGCCGGUGCUGGGGCAGCAAGAUCAUCUCGACGCUUUGCCAUCUUGCUCUUCGUCGAGCAGUGAGGAAGACAUUCUUUCAGACCAGCGAGGGACUGCGGGCGUCAUCCGCGAGAAGAUGUUCAUCAACAUCGAUGGAACCGAGCCGAGUCCGCUGGGCACUAAAAUCAAACUCGGUAUCAGCAAGAAAAGUAGGGCGAGGGCGGGCAGCCAAGGCGAUAAACCUGCUCGGAAGGCGGGGAACCACGCUGCAGCGGGGAUUGAUCAAGCACGACAACUCAAGAAUGAGAGAUGCCUUGAAGAGCAGCGUCGUGAAAAGGGCCGCCACCUUAUUUCAACCACUCACAGCAUGACCUCUCUCCGAAUACUCGCCACCUUUCUGCAAACGAAACCCUACAUCGCCGUCGUGAUCGGCCACUUCUUAUGCAAUGCAAAAGCAUCCUACUAGUAUACUUAAAUUGCAUUACAAAAAAGGAAUCAGCAUGAGAAAUGCAAUAUGUAAUGCUGUUUUACGUUUGGAAGAAGAUUUGUCAUGCAGAUUUGCAACUAGUUUUAGUACGAGUGCGAUACUUUUGCCCCGGAUACUUCUGUCACACGACCGCGGCAUUCAUGCUCAUGAGCUGGCUGCCGACCUUCUUCGGCAAGGAGAACGCCUUUUUCAGCGGGUUUCCCUACCUCCUAGCCGGUUUCGGUUCGCCUAUCUGGCCGGAAUAUUGCAGAAGACAGCUGGAGAAGGGGAGGAACCUGUGGGCUGUCCGCAGAGAAUUAGGCGCGAUAGGAUUACUCUUGCCGGGAAUAGCGCUGCUGUUGGUGCUAGGGAUCGUCGUUUUUUUGGAGAGUGAUAAACUGCAAGACGGCGAGGAAAUGAUAAAGCCAGGAGAAGCUACAAAAUUGAACAAAAGCGCCAGUAGUCAGCUCAUCCUCUUGUCCAAAGCGGUUCUCUUUUCCGCCGUUUUGUUCUAUCAACUACAAAGAUGUCAGUCUGGGUCUCGAAGAGUCCAAGCAAGGUUUGCCCUGCUCUGCUAGCAUGACUCCAAAGGCUGUCAUGUGCAUUACCCAAAAGCCCCACUUUAUUUCUGUCAUGCAGAAACGCGACUUGUCAUGCAGAAUACACAACGCCGUGGCCGUAGGUACUCAGAAACUUGUCAUGCUGAGCUGCAAGUUGAGGCGUCAUCAUAAUUGUCCAACACGCAUCACAAGGUUCCAGACCCAGACAUAUUUAUUUGCAAUGCAUAUGCUCUUCGGCGCGGCGACUUCCAGUUCGAUUUCCAUGGGUCCGCUGGACCUGGCGGCGAGGAAAGAGCACAGUGGAACGCUCUACGCUUUCUCCAACACGUUUGCCGCGUUGCCCGGCAUUCUAGCGGUCCGCAUUGCCGCCGACAUGGGCACCGGAGUGUUGGUUUGCGGCUGUCUGAAGGUGUUCGCGACGGGCGUAUACUGGAAAUGGGGGUCGGCAACGAAGAUCGAGGCUGGGUAGGGAAUGGAGGAGGAGGAGCUUUUUCAUUUUAUUUUUAUAGAGCUAUAGCUGCCUAGGGUCAAGAACAUCACUCGUCUUCCUGCUCGGAGCCCUUGUAUAUUAGGUUGAACCCUCUCCAUGUUUUUGCCACCUUCGCUUUUUGUUUUUGUGAGUAGUACACUCGAAAAAAAUUUUGAUUACUUGCGUGCAACAAGGGCUAGCUGGAAGCUGGUUGGUUCUGAUGUCGUUUUUGUUUCACAGCUAACAUGUCGCCGCGUGAUCCGUUUCCAUUGAUAUUGUGUUGUCGGCACACAAUUUGCCAUCGUCCAAACGACACGCAGUGCCGAGGGUGCGCAUCAAAGAAUGAAACUGCAGCGCGCCAGUUGGGUAGAGUU